GGGUGAGGAUGGAGGGAUCCUGGGCUGGGAGGCAGUGUGGGCCCGGGCCCGGCAACCUGGGCUUGGCUGGGCGGAAGCGGGGACGGCUGUGGGGACGGUGCUUUUUCCUCUGCCCCGCCCCCUGGGACCACCUCCCCUCCCCCCUGCCGUCCGCCGGCUGCGAUCUGGCUGGUGGCCGUUAGUUAGGUUUCCCAAGGCCGUUCCUUCAGGCUUCUCCUCCCGCGUCGAGGAGAGGCGGUUUCCUUGCGGUUACGGCCGGUUCCAUCUCAACGCCCAGCCCUCGUUGUGAGGAACAGGCAGGUUGGGAUUUCGGGGCUUUCCCGCCAGAGCAAGGGCUUCUCUCGGGGGAAGCUGUUUUCACCCGGAAGCUCAGCCUUUCUCUUAUACUUGCUUCACCUCCCGCCUUCCUUGAGACCUGAAUGGUAUUUCUCCGCUACUUCUGCGUCUCACGUAAACAUUUCUCCAACUCUUUUACUCUGUGGUAUCUCCCUGAGAUGUGAUAUCGCUAGUGCCACCAACAGAAAGAAACGUCGGGACCCUCCUGCCCAGGUUAUGAAAAUCCCCUUAACUGCCACUGUUUGCUUACCUGGCUCAUCGCCUCCUGGACUUUGUAUCUUUGCUAAAGUCAGUGAUGUGAAAACACCUGACAUGGAUGAUAUUGCUGAUAGGAUGAGGAUGGAUGCUGGAGAAGUAACUUUAAUGAACCAUAACUCCAUAUUCAAAACCCAUCUCCUGUCACAAACAGGUUUUGCAGAGGACCAGCUUUCACUUUCUGACCAUCAGAUUUUACCUUCUAGGCAAGGAAAUUUGGACCGCUCUUAUACUUGUUCUGCAAGAAGUACCGCUUAUAAUGCAAAUUAUUAUUCAGACAACCCUUCCUCAGACAGUUUUCUUGGCUCAGGAGACCUAAGAACCUUUGGCCAGAGUGCAAAUGGCCAGUGGAGAAAUUCCACUCCGGCAUCAGGUUCAACUUUACAAAAAUCAAGAAACAGCCGAAGUCUUUACCUCGAAACCCGAAAGACCUCAAGUGGAUUAUCAAACACUUUUACGGGAAAGUCAAACCAUCACUGCCAUGUGUCUGCAUAUGAAAAAUCUUUUCCUAUUAAGCCUGUUCCAAGUCCAUCUUGGAGUGGUUCAUGUCGUCGAAAUCUUUUGAGCCCCAAGAAAACUCAGAGGCGACAUGUUAGUACAGCAGAAGAGACAGUUCAAGAGGAAGAACGAGAGAUUUACAGACAGCUGCUGCAGAUGGUGACAGGGAAACAGUUUUCUGUAGCCAAACCCACCACACAUUUUCCUUUACACCUGUCUCGAUGUCUUAGUUCCAGUAAGAAUACUUUGAAAGAUCCCCUGUUUAAAAAUGGAAACUCUUGUGCAGCUCACAUCAUUGGCUCUGAUACUUCAUCAUCUGGAUCUGCCAGCGUUUUAACUGCCCAGGAACAACUGUCCCACAAUGUGUAUUCCUUAUCAUCUUAUACCCCGGAUGUUGUUGCAUUUGGAUCCAAAGAUUCCGAUCCUCUCCAUCAACCCCCACAACAGCACUCACUUCCACAUCAGCCAGAUAACUUACCAGCUUCAAAUACACAAUCUGAAGGAUCAGACUCUGUGAUUUUACUCAAAGUGAAAGAUUCCCAGACUCCAACUCCCAGUCCUACUUUUUUCCAGGCAGAGCUGUGGAUCAAAGAAUUAACUAGUGUUUAUGAUUCUCGAGCACGGGAGAGAUUGCGCCAAAUUGAAGAGCAGAAAGCAUUGGCAUUACAGCUUCAAAACCAGAGACUGCAGGAGCAGGAACAUUCAGUACAUGAUUCAGUAGAACUGCAUCUUCGUGUGCCUCUUGAAAAGGAGAUCCCUGUUACGAUUGUUCAAGAAACAGGAAAAAAAGGUCAUAAAUUAACUGAUAGUGAAGAUGAAUUUCCUGAAAUCACAGAGGAAAUGGAGAAAGAAAUAAAGAAUGUAUUUCGCAAUGGGAACCAGGAUGAAGUUCUGAGUGAAGCAUUCCGCUUGACCAUUACACGCAAAGAUAUUCAAACUCUAAACCAUCUGAACUGGCUCAAUGAUGAGAUCAUCAAUUUCUACAUGAAUAUGCUAAUGGAGCGAAGUAAAGAGAAAGGAAUGCCAAGUGUACAUGCAUUUAAUACCUUUUUUUUCACUAAGUUAAAAACGGCUGGUUAUCAAGCAGUGAAACGUUGGACAAAGAAAGUGGAUGUCUUUUCUGUUGAUAUUCUUUUGGUGCCCAUUCACCUGGGAGUGCACUGGUGUCUUGCUGUUGUGGACUUUAGAAAGAAGAAUAUUACCUAUUACGACUCUAUGGGUGGGAUAAAUAAUGAAGCCUGCAGGAUCCUCUUGCAAUACCUAAAGCAAGAAAGCAUUGACAAGAAAAGGAAAGAGUUUGACACCAAUGGCUGGCAGCUCUUCAGCAAGAAAAGCCAGGAAAUUCCACAGCAGAUGAAUGGAAGUGACUGUGGCAUGUUUGCCUGCAAAUAUGCUGACUGCAUUACCAAAGACAGACCAAUCAACUUCACACAGCAACACAUGCCGUACUUCCGGAAGCGGAUGGUCUGGGAAAUCCUCCACCGAAAGCUCUUGUGAAGACCGUCUCAGUUAGCAGACAUGGACUUGUGGGGGACCAGCUCUUUGUUGUCUACAUCCAGAGACCUUGGAAACAGCUGCUCCCAACCCUCUGUUCUUGUAAAGUCCUUGAUCCUGGACCAGGCCCUGGAGAGAUGCACUCACAAGCACAUCUGCCUUUCCUUUUGUAUCUCAGAUACUAUUUUUGCAAAGAAACUUUGGUGCUGUGAAAGGGGUGAGGGACAUCCCUAAGCUGAAGAGAGAGACUGCUUUUCACUUCUUCAGUUCUGCCAUCUUGUUUUAAAAGGGCUCCAGCUUCACUCAGUCCCUUAUUAGGGGCCUGAGCGAAGCUUGGAUAGACUCUUGGUUUCAUAGAAACUCUUGUUGUUAGGCCUUAUUAAGAGGUAGGAAAGGACGUGGGCAAAAAGGUAGGGAUGAAAACCACCAGCAUAUACACGCACACAUACAUACAGGAUUUACAAGAUGUGUCAUCAGGAAAGUGACAGUAAACUGGACCUUGGGGCACCUGCGUAAGUCCUUCCUCCAGGACUUGUCCUGUUUAUAUGCCCCUUUGUGAAAUCCGUCUGGUUCUUCAUAAGGCUGUUUUAUCAUCGUAGCUUCUUCUUCCCCUCCUGAGGCACAACACAUGAGCCUUGGGUGGACCCCAAAGUCUCAGUCCUUUCCUUAAAAGCAGAGAUUUGCAUGUGCUCACAACACAUGAUACAGGGAAGUCCCACCCAGGGAGUGGUUUAGUGGAGCAACAAGGCACCACUUUUACUGCUGCCUACUUCUGACCAAGAAGAAGGACCUCAGUCUUUAGCAUAAAAUUCCAGCAUUGGAUGAAUGCAGGUCUAGUUUGGUCUGUGGCUAGCUAGGUUAAAUAUGUUUCUAACCACAGAGAAUUUAAUAUAUAUAUAUAUUUCACAGGAAUAUGCUUUUUUUUUUUUUUUUUUUUUUUAAGGCUAAAUGUGUUCACCAUUUUAGCCUGUAGAUUUAUUACCAUUUUCCAAAUUUAGCUCCCGGCACGCACAGAUCCCACCCCCUAUGUGUAGGGUGAUUGUGGACUUCCUAACAGAAUAUUUUGAGGCCUGGAUGAAUUUUGGCUUAGGGGUAGAGGUUACAGAGGGAGGCAAGAUUUUCAACUGGAAAAACGGGUGGAAUUUGGACUGAUCAACUUGAGAUUGAAAAACUGCUAUUCCUUUUGUUCUUUGUAGCAUCUCCCCCAACCCUGAGCGAUCCUCAGGCUAGAUAGUGAAACGAUCCAAUGCCAGUGUCAUUUUGUACGUAAGUUCCAAAACGGAACAUUUUAUACUUUUUUCUGUAUUGUAAUAGGUAGUUUUGUAUGAAAUCUUUUCUUCUCUUCCCUUGUACCUCAUCCUUUCCAACAUUGUGCUUACUCCCUGGGCUUAUUUGAAAAUUUUACUCUGUUUUAUAUCAAGCUUGUUUAGUACAUUUUUCUAUGUGUUACCACAGGUUACAAUUUGAAAAGAAAACUAUUUUUUUUAAAUAUUCCAUUGUUAACUGAAUGUUACUGUUUCCACUCCAGCAACCAGAUGUUCGACCUUUUUCAUACUGCCUGCCUUUUGGGGGAAGACCACCUUUCGUUUGUUUGUUUUCUUUUUCCUUUUUUUUUUUUUUUUUUUCCCUUCUCUCUUUCUUGCUUUUUUUUUUUUUUUUUUUUUUCCCUCUCUCUCUCUUUUUUUUUUUUUUUUUUUGGUGUUUUCUAUAGGAAAUAAAUAGCUUUCUAUAUAUGAGUUGCUGGGACUUUUCACAUUCUCUUUUAGAAAGCUAUGGCAUGCAGGCUCAUUGUGGGACUCCUGAACAUUGAUUCUUGGUACUGAAUGUAUUUAAGUGACAACUGCAAAGGUGGCAGUCUGGCGUCGAUUUGGACCAUGAAUCAAAAGACUUGAGUCUUCCAGAUGCUCUUGCUAUUGUCUGGGGAAUUCAGAACAAGGUAGUUGUCUGUAUUGAUUGUUUGUCCAUUAGAUAACACCUGUCUUACCCUCCUCACAGAAUUUGUACAGACCAAAGCAACAAAUAUUUAUUGCCAUGUAUAGCAGAAAAUGAAACAUGCAACAAAAGCACUUUGAAAAAUAUAUAAGGAAUUGUUAAGCCUCUCUGAACUUGGCCCCGAUUUCUGACCAAUGCAGUUUUCUACAAGGCAAAGUUAGUGAUCCUGAGACCACCCUACAUGAGUGGGCCAAGCUGAGACACAGGUUGUGGUCCAGAGUGGGAACCAAAAAUACUUAUAUAUAGUGGGGCCCCUUCUUUCCAGAGAGCUGCCCCCAGAAGAGCAGGACUAGCAUCUGGAAACUUUCUUCUUCAUUUAAGGGUGGGCCUUGAUGACCAGGUUGAAAUAAAAUGUUCCUACAUUCCAUGGCCAAGGGCAUGUUACCAAUAUCUUAUUUAACUUACUUUUAAGCUAAAGCCUGUUGCUUUCCUCUUCUUCAGUCUUACCCUCUUUCCUGUGCCCAGUGCUCAUAAUUACCUACCUCCCCUAAGAAAGGAACUCUUGAUUCAUAAUAAGCUCUAGAUGCCAACUAUGAAAACUUCAGCAGAAAUCACAGUCCCAGCAGUCCAUCCUGGAACCUAUACAGAGAAAGUCAGACCAUUCCCACCCAUUUGAGAAUACUUGAUUCAAGGCACAGAGGCUACUUUCAUCCCCUUUGUCACCUGGGACCCACCAUUGCUCCCAGGAGACCUGUUUAGGAUUGAAUGCAAGAGUACUUUUCCCUCAUCUGCCCUGGAGACUUUGUGUAAAUUGACUCUUCUAUAUAUGAGGUGCUUCAACCUCUCUGUGGUAUCAACCUCUCUCUUCUUUAGCCCCUGUAACUGUGCUGGCAUCUUCUUCACUGCCCCUAGCAAUAUUAGGCCCAACGUUUUAUUAGUGUUCUGGGGUGAAGCAGGUAACCUGGAAAAGCACUGCCAGCAACCAUAUUCCGUAGUCUAUCGCCACCUGGUUCUGCAUGGCCCAUAAAAGAUUUUAGUGGACAGAGAGGGAGGGUUCACAUCAGAGCGCCAAUGUUUUUAAUGUUUUAACCUCUAGUCUUUCUGUGCCAUCCCUUCAGCUCUCAAAUAUGUCUUGCCCCAGAGUAAGAGAGACGACUGACACUUGGGCUUUGUCUUCUCCCUUGCUGCGCCCAGAUGGGCCAGGGGGACAUAGGAUAUGAUGCUCUCAUCUGGGGAACUCAUAUACCCAAGAGAGUCGGAAAAGGACACAUAAGGCUAUUUAUCAGGCCCUGUUGAUGUACAUGCUGAGCUCCUAGCAAAGUGAUCAUAUUUCCCUGCCUAGGAGCAGUCUAUCCACAGCUUCAGAUUCAUCCUAAAAUUUGGAAAGGGACAAGUUAAGGCUCAGCCCAGCAUCUUUCCUAAUAGCCCAGAGCUUUAUUUCACCUGUGCUGAAUGCUAUUAUCUGUCUUUCAAGAGUCUGUAAUACCUAUUCCUAGCUUUGGCAGCACGGAAGGACAUAACAUAAUGGUAAGUGGGGUCGUGCUGGUCACCACUAAGAAAGGAGUGCUUAGACACAUCUCCCCUGUGAGAGAGAAACAAGAAACUAGGAGAUACUGAGUCAGAAGAUAAACCUUGAGGAAAUGUUAGUGCAGGCUGCUUCUGGCCACACAGGGAGAGGUGGGGAUAAUUCUAAUUGGGAGUGGUUGGACCAGAUGUCCAGGGUCUUGCAAAGUCUAAAAUUCUGAAAUGCUAUUGAGGACCAUAAUGCUGCUUGGAAUACAAACUGAUCAAGGUAGAGAUUCAAAGUCAAGUUGAAGGCCAGUGUUAAGACUGGCUUGAUCUUAGAGUUAGGGCCCCGGUCAGUCUUCCCUAAUGGAGCAGGUCAUAGCUGCUGACUUUUUUCCAUUCUCAAGUGAAGAGUAACCAUCAGCUGCUUAACCUCUGGAGAUGGUCCUUCCAGCCUUCGCAGAACUUCGGGGAAGGAAUAUGUAUGGGAGGGAGGAGCACAAGGAGCCCAGCAUCUUCCACCUGCUGGGCAACCCUCAUCCGAUUUGUUCUUAUUCCUUUCACACAUACACAGCACCCACACCCCCAAAUCCCACCACCUUGAAGCCUUCCCUGAUCUCAUUAUCUUAAAAUCCCUUGUCUGGACAUCUGCAGCCCUUAGAAUCAGAAAAGUAAUACAAUCCACAUCAUAUACAUAUUGUAAUCUGUCCUUACGUCAGGAAUGGGCUGAGAUGCAUGUUGCCACUUAGGGCAGAUGGGUGAUUUGGUGCUUUUGUUUAAGCCAGGAGUGCAAGCUGCUGCUCUCUGGCCUCCUGGGGAGGAGUAGAGAUAACUGACUGAAUAUUGAGGCAACGUACUGGGGGUCAAGGGAAGAAGGUCCACACACAGCAGCCUGCUGUGAGGCUGUGCCUCCUUUAUGGUCCCAAACCUAAUGCCUCCUGCUGCCUUUAACAAACCCCCUUCCUCGGCAGUUCGGCAUGUCCUUCAGGGGUCUCGGUCCCUAGCCCAGGGGGCUGAUUGACAUAUUUUUUCCCCUAACCACAGAUCUUUCUGUUAUAUACCAUUUUCUCCAUCUUUUUUAUUUCCAGUGGUGGUGUACACCCCAAAUUGAUUGUAGGUCCUCUUCUGACUACCCUGUCAUUUAAAUGGGCUGUUUUGCAUGAUGCCUUGUGUCUUGUCUGUUGGCCAAAGGAGGGCAUUUGCCUCAUGUGAUUCUUCUGGGGAGCCCCUUAUGCAAGGUGUUUAAUGAGCCCGUGUUUAAACAUUGGGUUUGGGGGCCCUGAAGAGUGGAGUGGAGAGAUGGCUUGACCAAGGAAAUAAAAGCCACCCAUUCUCUAGGACCUUUAAGUUUAACUAAUUUAGGAGGCCAGGAAGAUACCAAGCUAUGGACCUCAUCAAGAAGGCAGACUCAGGCGUGUGGUCCAUUUGAAGCUGGGUAUGGAUGAUGGAGGGGCAGAGGUGGAGAUAAGUCAAGGAUGAUGCCUUUAUCUGACUUUGUCUAUCUGUGACUCUACCUAGUUUUUAAAGGUUGAUUUAUUUAAAAUAAAUUCUGUGAAUUUUGCUUUCUUGCCUUGACUGGAAA
This is a messenger RNA of Sus scrofa (pig), 7603 nucleotides long. RefSeq names its product SUMO specific peptidase 1 (gene SENP1). The record is from RefSeq and is a predicted model, not a curated record. Gene Ontology annotation, molecular function: deSUMOylase activity. Gene Ontology annotation, biological process: protein desumoylation; proteolysis. Gene Ontology annotation, cellular component: nucleus. NCBI's taxonomy places the organism in Eukaryota, Metazoa, Chordata, Mammalia, Artiodactyla, Suidae.